Messenger RNA from Podospora anserina S mat+, 1035 nucleotides. RefSeq lists its product as uncharacterized. The transcript is spliced from 2 exons. NCBI's taxonomy places the organism in Eukaryota, Fungi, Ascomycota, Sordariomycetes, Sordariales, Podosporaceae. The record is from RefSeq and is a predicted model, not a curated record. The annotation marks the transcript as partial.
GAUGCCCCAAUAUCACCGUCUUUAAGUACUCCUGUGUCGACACGCUCCAGAAGAAAGUCGUCAAAUGCCAGUAAAAGACCCGCGCCACUCAGCCCCACGUCACUGGGGCCUUCCGAGGGUGGAGAUGAUGCGGUGGAGGGCGAUGAAGAUGAUGAUGACGACUUUGGGGAUGACUUUGACGACUUUGAAGAGGGCGGCAACGACGAUGACUUUGGUGACUUUGACGACGGGUUCCAACAAGUCGAGGAGACACCGCCAGCACCUCCUCCACCAGCAGCGGCGCCAGCUCCGGCCCCAGCACCAGCUGCCCCCGCCCUAUCAUUUCCUAUACCCACCUUUGACGACCUCGACCCCUCCGAAAUCCACACCCUCACCGAGCCCUACCUCUCGGCCCUCUUCCCACCCCCAGACGCCGUCGACCCUCUGCCCUCCCUCUCCAACGAAAACCCCGUCUUCCUCACCCCCCGGUCCGCCUCCCUCUGGUCCCAACUCGUCGCCCCUCCCCCGCUCCAACCCCCAGAUUGGAUCCGCUCCCGCAUCCGCCGGCUCUUCCUGGUCUCCCUCGGCGUGCCGGUAGACCUAGAUGAGAUCCUGCCCGCCUCCAAGCAAAAGAAACUCGUCCUCCCCUCCCUCCACCGGUCAACAUCCAAUGGCUCAUUCCAAUCUGGCGACUCAAGGAGUGUCUCCCGCGUCCGCGCGGCCGCAUCGACAACAUCGGUCGACUCCCAAGGAAACCUCAAACCCCCCAGGGCGUCAAAGAAACAACCUCAGACAUCAGAGGGUGUAGACAGCAAAGAGAAGAGUUUGGAUUUGCUAAAGGCAAGGCAGCUGUGCAUGACCACCGACGAGGCGAUGAACGGGAUGACAGACAAGGAGUUGAGGGCGCAUGUGGAGAGGUUGGAGAAGAUGCAGUUUGAGGCAAAGGACGUGCUGGAUUAUUGGCAGAAGAAGAUGGACGAGAAGAUUGGGGAUCGGGAGGCGUUUGAGAAGGUGAUUGAGAACUUGGUGAAGCAUGCUAGGAAGGCUAGGAAGUAG